AUGGAGCAAAAACUCUUGGAUUUGACUUCUGCUUCUAAGAAGGCUCUUUUACGUGGUGAAAAUCUUUGUUCAAAGGCAGAUACUCUCGUUAGAAAUUGUAGACUUGAUGUAGAAAAUAUAGAAAGAAUAUAUCCCAAACUUCGUUUUUUCUGGGGGGAAUUGGAUGUUCAAAUUAAAAAUGUGGAAACGUUAAGGCAAUUCGCGUUAAAACAAAAUAAAUUUAUAAGGCAGUUUCAUGCUACGAAGGAGAAAGAAUUGGGUACAAUAAUGGAUGAACUGGAAAAUACUUUGGAAACCUUACGUCGUAAGCCAGUAGAUCCUGCGAUUUGCAAAAGUGCAUUGACAUCGAACAUGACAACAGAUAAUGGUGAAAAUCAAACUGCCGAAGUUUCAUUGAAAGGUUUGAUAGAACCGGAAAAUUUGGAAAAAGAAAAAUUCGAAAAGACUACUUUAUUUGAUUACGUGGAUGAGCAGAGUAUUCACGAAUUAAAGAUCAGAACACAAGAAGAAGUAAACGCGAUACAGCAAUUCCACAAUGAUAGCACAAACUUACUGAAGAAUAUUGAUAUUCAACUUGAGCACUUUAACACAAUGUUCAACAAUAAUUCUAUUUCAUUGGAAGAAUCCGGUAUUGAAUUCUCUGAUCUUAAAUGUCAAAUACAAGAACGCGCAACAAGCACAAUGGCAGAGACACUUAUGUCCCUGGCACGACAUUAUGAUCAGGUUAGCGGUGCUCUCAAGGCAUCGCAAUCUCAUGUGGAAGCCAAUUCGAUAUUAGACAUAUCAGUACUUAUUAAAGACACUGGUGAAAUACCUAAUAUCGUCGAAGAAUUAAACGAAGCACUAACGAUAAUAGAGUCAACCAGUGAAGAAGUUCGUGUGCGAAAUCAUAUUUAUAAUGCAUCAUUGGAAGAGGCUACCAAAUUAUUUCACGAGUUGGAGAAUUUCAGCUCUCGUAUGGAAGAUAUUGUGGGAGAGAUAAAGGCUAUCGAGGCAGAUUUUGAGAAAGGGAAGAGCAUGGUAGAACGAUUAAUUGAAGAGCUAUGGAAUUUAAUUGGAUGGUAUGAAGAAUUCUUAAAAUCUUAUGAUUAUAUGAUACUCGAAAUCGAUCGUCGACAUGAAGUAAGAGAAAUACAUGAAAAAUUAGCCGAAGAAUAUUUGGCAAAGCUUGAGAAUUUAUACAUUGAGGAAGCCCAAAAUAGAGAUCUAUUCUUUCAAAAACAUGGUAGAUAUUUACCGAUGGAUUUGUGCCCGCCAUUAACAGAACCACCAAUACGAUUCGAAAUUAUUCAGCAUGAAGGAAUUCGAUUACCAGUGUUGUCAAGUGCAGCCGUUGAAGAGGAUGCUGAAGGGCGCAUAUCCCCCACCGAUAAUGUACCCAUUGAGAAAAUCAUGUGUGAAAAUAUGGGCAUCUUGCAUGGCACAAGACAAUUUGUUAAAAUACAAUCACGAUCAAUAAUAACAGAGACGACUUUUUUUGGGUUUAGAUUGUUUCAUGUCACAAUCCUUCGAGCUCCAUAUUGA
Messenger RNA from Ambispora gerdemannii, 1524 nucleotides. Lineage: Eukaryota; Fungi; Glomeromycota; Glomeromycetes; Archaeosporales; Ambisporaceae. The record is from the annotation of a GenBank genome assembly.